Messenger RNA from Saprolegnia diclina VS20, 888 nucleotides. RefSeq names its product GPN-loop GTPase. NCBI's taxonomy places the organism in Eukaryota, Oomycota, Saprolegniomycetes, Saprolegniales, Saprolegniaceae. The record is from RefSeq and is a predicted model, not a curated record. Gene Ontology annotation, molecular function: GTPase activity. The transcript has 9 exons. The coding region runs from base 44 to 841 and encodes 265 amino acids.
CCCAUAUCUCGGAAAUCCAUCGCGGCCACCAACUAAGCUCAUCAUGCGCUGCUGCCAAAUCGUCAUGGGCCCAGCGGGCACGGGCAAGUCGACCUACUGCAAGAACAUGCACGAGCACUGCGCCACGACCGGGCGCAUGACGUACGUCGUGAACCUCGACCCGGCGGCCGAGACCUUUGACUACCCCGUGGCUUUUGAUAUUCGCGACCUGAUUUCGCUCGAGGACGUCAUGGAAGAGCUUGGCUACGGCCCCAACGGCGGCCUCGUCUACUGCAUGGAGUACUUGAUCCAGAACCUCGACUGGUUGCAGGACCUUCUCGUCGAGUACAGCGACGACGACUACUUUAUCUUCGACUGCCCUGGCCAAAUCGAGCUCUACUCGCAUCUCCCGGUGAUGAAGUCGCUCUGCGCGGCCUUGGGCGACUGGGGCUUUUCGAUCUGCGGCGUCUACCUUAUCGACUCGCUCUUCAUUUCGGACCCGAGCAAGUUCAUCUCGGGCGUCCUUUGCUCGCUCUCGGCCAUGGUGCAGCUCGAGUUGCCCCACGUCAACGUGUUGACCAAGUGCGACUUGGCCGACGAGCUCGAAGUUGAAAAGUACCUCGACCCGUCCUCAGGCUACCUUCUCGAGAGCUUGACGCAAGCGACGAACGACAAGUGGCAGCCACUGAGCCGCGCCGUGUGCAACGUGAUCAACGACUAUAGCAUGGUCGCUUUUGUGCCCAUGAACAUUACGGACGAAGGCAGCAUGGACGUCGUCUUGCAGCACAUCGACCACGCGAUCAACUAUGGCGAAGACAUGGAGCCCAAGGAACCCAAGGACGAUUUCGGCGACGACGAAUAAAUUGCCAGAGGUUUUUUUCCUUGAAUAUAUAUUAUAUUGCAGAGGUC